CGUUCAUCUUGUAUAAGCAUCAGCGCUAGCUCCGCGAUGCCAAAUGGAAUUGUACAGUGAGUACAUCAACACUACGAAACGACGGAAAGCAAAUGCUGAUCCCCCCACAUACUCAAUCAUCCGACAAUCCAACCUUCUAACAGACAAACACACUCCUUGAGGAUUCUGCUUGAGCAGCAUUUAGUUCGACAGGUUCUCGUAAUCAAAACUAAUGUUGCUGUCCCAUUGAUAACCAUCUCCACCGCAUAGACUCGGAAGAACCUUGUCCGCACUGUCCCUAGACCGACACCAUUAUGUUAACGCGUUGGUUUCCAUCAGCUUUCUGCAUCAUCAUCAUCACGCCGAUCCUUUCUUGUGGAAACCUUUUCAGGAGCAAGCACCAAGAACCAGGCUUCAACGACCAGCACAAUGAGCACACGCAAACUCCCGAACAAUUUUGGGAUGCUUCGAAUCGAAUUAUAUAUACAUGUUGUCUGAAAAAAAUUCUGGUACUAACUUUAAAUAUCAAGUUGUGCCCUACCUGGUACAGCCUGUUGAAACACCCCGGAUCACCGAAUGGCUUUUUAGACCACUUAUUCAUAAGAGAUAAGAGGGUGCACGAUGUGUGCGCAAAACCCAUUCUUUUACCUUUUGAACGCACACAGAUGGAUUAUUCGGCUGCCGAUAUUGAAGCGGCUCAGAGUCUGCAGCUCUUAGCAUACCUAUACGCGGCGCUGGCUGCGUUCUGGACCUAUGACUAUGCUUGUUCAUUUGAACAAGAGUGGAUAUUUCUGUUUCAGUCGCGCUGGUCCAAGGUCAAAGGUCUUUAUAUCGUUACACGACAUGUCCCCUUCUUUCUCGUCAUCACGGAUCUAGUGUAUCUGGGAUUCACCUCGAACGAGAGCCCUGAUAAAUGUCGCAUAUUGAGCGAUACUUACUCAUGUUUCGGAGUGAUUUCACUCACAUGCUCUGAAUGUAUAUCUCCUUCCCCCGCAAUAUACACGUGCUUCUGAUCAGCUUCAUCCAGGCUUUUUUGUGCUCAGAACGUAUGCACUCUGGAACAAAAAUAAAAUUGUACUCGUAGCGAUGAUCACCUCCCUUUUUG
Messenger RNA from Suillus clintonianus, 1084 nucleotides. RefSeq lists its product as uncharacterized. The record is from RefSeq and is a predicted model, not a curated record. The coding region runs from base 294 to 992 and encodes 232 amino acids. The transcript has 12 exons. NCBI's taxonomy places the organism in Eukaryota, Fungi, Basidiomycota, Agaricomycetes, Boletales, Suillaceae.